Vespa crabro (European hornet) is the source of this 562-nucleotide messenger RNA. RefSeq names its product cuticle protein 38-like. NCBI's taxonomy places the organism in Eukaryota, Metazoa, Arthropoda, Insecta, Hymenoptera, Vespidae. The transcript is spliced from 2 exons. The coding region runs from base 73 to 486 and encodes 137 amino acids. The record is from RefSeq and is a predicted model, not a curated record.
GAGCGAUUUCGAACGAAUUAUUUCGCAAGGCUCGAACGAGACGGGGCGCGGUUGGAUGUCCCCUAUAAAUUCAUGGUAGGACGAUUCGUCGUCACUCGUUGUCCACUCGUCGAAUCAACAAGCAAAUUAAAAAUGUUCAAGCUCGUUAGCUUCCUCGCCGUCGUAGCAGUCGCGUGCGUAAAUGCCGCGCCAGGCGGAUUAAUCGCAGCCCCAGCUGCGGUUGCGGCAGUUCCUGCACCGAUUGUCACUGCUAGAAGCAGCCAGGUUAUCGCGAGAAAUUACAAUACGUUCGCUGCCGCACCAUUGGCCUAUACCGCAGCUGCUGUCGCAGCCCCAGUAGCCGCACCGGUUGCUUACACCGCACCAGCGGCAGUAGCAGCACCAUUUGCAGCCGCACCAGUGGCUUACACCGCACCAUUCCCAGCGGCAGCACCCUUCACAUAUGCCGCACCCACUCUCCACGCCGCACCCCUCGUACUUAAAUAAGAACGUCUACUUUCUUCCCUGGCUCGAUUAUGUCUACUGAUCUUAUGUUAGAAAUAUAAAAAAGUUUUUCAUCCUA